Messenger RNA from Brienomyrus brachyistius, 1388 nucleotides. RefSeq lists its product as uncharacterized. The transcript is spliced from 8 exons. Bases 118 to 906 code for a protein of 262 amino acids. The record is from RefSeq and is a predicted model, not a curated record. Lineage: Eukaryota; Metazoa; Chordata; Actinopteri; Osteoglossiformes; Mormyridae.
UCAGACCCCUGAGGAACCGGCACAGCGAAGCUCCUCCCAGCAGGGGUGGGCAAGCAGGAUAAACAGGCAACCUGCACUUCUCCAGGGUCAUUGUGGAACUCACUGUCGAGAAUCAAGAUGGGCAGCUUCUCUGUGAUGGCUCUGCUCUUCCCGCUUCUCCUGCUGGUGGUGAGCGGAAGCCUCAACACGACAGCGAUGCUAGAUUCCAAUGGGACCACACCUGACUACAAUAACACAGAGACAUUGCCACAUGUGACUCCAGUACUGUAUGAUUCGAAUGAGACCACACCUGUGUACAAUGGUACUGAACCCCCUACCACCACCCCCUCAACUGUUACGCCUCAAGGAUAUUCAAUGAGCUGCAGGCAAGACCCUCCCGUCUGCUGUAUGUUAUUCGACUGGAGCUGCUACAGGGGCUGCUACUGUGACGUGGGGUGUCUGAGACGUGGGGACUGCUGUCCCGACUUCAAAGAGACCUGUGUGACAGGUUUUCCGAAUGAAACGACCGACCUGCCCACCAAUGGCACCAACAUCACCAGCUCGGGGGACUUCAAUGCCAGCUCGCAGUUUCCCAUCUGGUCCCUCUCAGGCAGCUGCAAAUCACCAGAACCUAUGUGCUGCUCUUGGUAUGACGUUAGGUGUUACAGGGGGUGUUUCUGCGACAAUGCAUGUAAGAAUAAUGGAGACUGCUGCCCUGACUACGAAUCCACCUGCUCAGUGACGAUGUUACUCAACUUGAAUGUUAGGCUCCUGGUUCCGACUACUGCAAGCGAGUCUGAAAUAGACUCGGCGCUUUAUGUGGGCGCCGCUCAGCUUGAUCAGGCCUUACAGAGUCGCUACAGCUACUGGUGGUACUACUACAACUUCUAUGGUUUGAGGGUCACCAGGAUUGCGAGGAAGCCCUGAACGAUGCUGGUCCCCAGGCUUCCUCUCCACCAACAUGGAUGUCAACUUCAAAUAUUUUAGGCUAAAAUCAGCCGUUUAUUUUGGAUGAUUUUUACAAUGAUUUUGAUGAUGAUUUUCUGCCUCUGUCACCCUGCUGUUCACAAACUCAUUUUGGAUUCCCAGGAAACCAAGAUAACAAAGUAAAUAAAUGGGCAUGAUAAAUUACGAUAUUAAAAUAAUGAGCUUUGUUUCUUUACAUUUUCUUGCUUCUUCCUGACUUAGCAUGAUUUAGCACUUAGCAUAUCUGGUGGCCAGCUGGUCCUCCGUUAUAUGGACAUGAACUGACAGGAAUGAGAGAUGAAUGGAACGUCUGGCAACCUCCAUGAUUGGGGACCCCAUUUUUCCCACCGUAAAACAUCAACUAAAAUAAAUUAUAUGCAAAUGAACUUCUUUCUGCCACUGACUGUGUAAUAAAUCCGAUACAAAUAAAUAAUUUAUAUAAA